This is a messenger RNA of Prorocentrum cordatum, 522 nucleotides long. Lineage: Eukaryota; Dinophyceae; Prorocentrales; Prorocentraceae. The record is from the annotation of a GenBank genome assembly.
AUGGCGCAGGCGCUCUCGGGGUCGGUGGCGGCCUCCCGCGUGGCGAGGGGGCCCGAGCGGGCGUCGGCGGAGGUCGAGGUGCGGCUGCUCGUGGGCAUCGGGCCGGGGCCCGGGGACGACCUCGUGGGCCCAUCUCCCGGGGGCGGAGAAGCCUGGAGGGAGUCGGAUGUGCUGGGCGCGCCUCUGGCGGUCUUCGCGGGGGCGCCGCCCGGGACGGCGCUGCGGUUCGCGCUCGAGGCGGCCGGGGAGCGCCGCGUCUUCUUCCACAACUUCUCAUUCGCUGGCGGCUUCGCGGGCGCGCGCGCGUUGCUGCCCGCGGCGGCCGACGCCGCCACGGACCACGACGCGUUGGAGGUGCGGCUCGAGCUGCUGGGGCAGGACCGGGCGCGGGCGCCCGCCUCGGCGACGAGUGCCUGGCGGAUGUGCUGCCAGCCGUGUAGCGCGCCCCUGCCCGCGGCGACCGGCCGCCCUGCCGCGCGCCGCGGCGGGCCAGCAGAGCGGGGCGAACACUGGGAGCCCUAG